UUGUCACCCCGUUUCCGGUAACCAUCUCAUGGUCCGAAUCCCAGCGACAACCGAGAAGAUGCUGUCUAAUGACUCUGCGUUUGAUUUCACGGCUUGUUGCUAACCAAGCAUUACAGUAAAAAAGCCUUGUGUGAUGCGCCACAAAGGAUAAAGUAGAAAUCUUGAGCCACUUCAGUCUCGGGGCGUCAGCGUCAAUUCCGGCCGCUUCGGGUUUGCAAGUGAGCUCCACUUGAGCGGAUUCGCGGUGCUUGGCAGCCCCACCAAGCCCCACGGCAGGCUGAGCUUCCCGUACGCUCAGCCUUACCACGACUUCAAGCUCUCCACAACCUGGAAGAAGCACUCGUCUUUCCAGUUGUCGACGGAUCUCAGGCUUUCCUACCAGAACGGCAAGAAUACAGUUUCAAAUUUCAAGUUGAACGGACUUGCCAACAUGGCGUCGCCUAAAGUCGCCCAAGCACUGGAACAGGCAGGCCAGUCUUCUCAGGCGGCAGACUACCAAUCUAUCCUCUCAAACCUUCAGUCAUUCUCGUCACCAGACCACAUUGCCGCCGACCUGAUCGCAUUUGUCGAUGCCGUGCUCGCCGGUAAUCUUGGUGUUGUCAAUACGCGCACACUCAUCACCGACCUCAUCGCCGCUCUCCGCGCUCUCGAGAACCACGAUCUUUGGAUCGAAGUCGGCCAACAUGUCGUGCGCACCAUUCCAACCUCUCCACUCUCCUCAUCUCUUGUCGAACAAUCUGCCUCUCUCCGCGAGUUGAUCGCCACCGCGCACGAAGCCAACGAAGACUUUCUCUCGGCCGCCAAGCUCCUCUCCGAGAUCCCGCUCGACAGUUCUCAGCGGCGCAUCCCCGACGCCGAGAAGGCUGUCAUCUGGAUUCGCAUCGUGCGCAACUACCUCGAGGUAGACGACACCACCUCGGCCGAGACGUACCUCAACAAGCUCAAAAACGUUAUGCACACCGUCGAUGACCACGAACUCCAGCUCCACUUCCGCCUGUCGGCCGCCCGCAUCCAGGACUCGAACCGGCAGUUCCUGCAGGCCGCAAAGAGCUACCAUCACAUUUCUUUAUCGACCGACAUCGCCGAGGAAGAGCGGCUGCACACGCUGGGCAUGGCCAUCAAGUGCGCGGUGCUCGCGCCCGCGGGGCCUUUGCGCAGCCGGCUGCUGGCACUGUUGUACAAGGACGAGCGGGCGGCGGAGCUGGUGGAGGAGCACGGUAUCCUUGAGAAGAUGUUCCUCGACCGGCUGCUGAGCACCGCCGAGGUGGACAAGUUUGCGCAAGGGCUCGCGCCGCACCAGCUCGCCAAGACGGCCGACGGGUCGACGGUGCUGGCCAAGGCCGUCGUGGAGCAUAACCUGCUGAGUGCCAGUCGGCUGUAUAGCAAUAUUGGGUUUGAUGAGCUGGGGUUGUUGCUCGGGUUGGAUGGGGACAAGGCUGAGGAUACAACGGCCAAGAUGAUCGAGCAGGGGCGGUUGGCCGGGUCGAUUGAUCAGAUUGACCGGAUGAUAUGGUUUGAAGGGGGUGAGGCGUCCGGUGAAAAGGGCAGUGGCCGGGCUGAGGUGCCAGUGGGCAAGGAGAUGCGGCGGUGGGAUGGCAAUGUGCAGUCCCUGGCUGAGGAUGUGGAGCGGCUUGCCGACGCGCUGCACGUAGAGUUUCCGGAUUUUGUUGCGGCUCAGAUUGCGGUAUGAGACAACCGCCCAGAAUCCAAUUAUUCCCAAUCCGGUACCUGUCCAGCCAUACCUCUCUCGGUCUUGUAUUCCCGGUAUACCCAAACGCC
Messenger RNA from Parathielavia appendiculata, 1779 nucleotides. RefSeq lists its product as uncharacterized. The record is from RefSeq and is a predicted model, not a curated record. NCBI's taxonomy places the organism in Eukaryota, Fungi, Ascomycota, Sordariomycetes, Sordariales, Chaetomiaceae. Gene Ontology annotation, cellular component: COP9 signalosome; cytosol. Bases 431 to 1690 code for a protein of 419 amino acids. The transcript has 2 exons.